Molecule: messenger RNA, 513 nt
Organism: Akanthomyces muscarius
Lineage: Eukaryota; Fungi; Ascomycota; Sordariomycetes; Hypocreales; Cordycipitaceae
Exons: 2
Coding region: 1-513 (170 amino acids)
Source: RefSeq, a predicted model, not a curated record
AUGGACACUCGUAUCAGCCUGCAGGCCGCAGAGGCGGCACGAAGCAACUUUACAGACGCCAAGGGCGGUUUUGAGCAUUUACUGCGAUGCUGGGCGCAGCAAGACUGCGGUCGCUGCAUUAAUACGGAUGAAUGUUCUUGGUGUCCCUACACGUGGGCCUGCGUUCCCAACAAGCAGCAUCCGGCCUUUCUCGCACCCAUCUACAACGAAGACGUUUGCCCCGCGCGCGCUGAGCGGUGGGAGCUGCGCUCGCAACCGUUUGGGUGCCGCGUCUCGACGUACACCGUCUUCAGCACGGCCAUUGCCAUCAACGUGACGCUGUUGCUGAUGCUGGUGCUCUGGCUGUUUGGGCUGGCGCUGCGGCACGUGCGAAGACGGAGCAGGGCGGCGGCCCGGCAGCGAUUCGUGGCGACGACGUGGUGGACGGCAGUGCCUCCAGACGACGACUCACAGCAGCAGCAGCGUGGUGGUGGUGGUGAGCGGCAGCCGCUGUUGAGAGGCCAAAGGGGGUGA